Tachyglossus aculeatus (Australian echidna) is the source of this 813-nucleotide messenger RNA. Its product is annotated as proline-rich protein HaeIII subfamily 1-like. Lineage: Eukaryota; Metazoa; Chordata; Mammalia; Monotremata; Tachyglossidae. Bases 1 to 813 code for a protein of 270 amino acids. The record is from RefSeq and is a predicted model, not a curated record. The transcript has 5 exons.
AUGAGGUCAAAGAAAGCUGAGACCAUAACACCAUCAGCAGUGUCAUUACUAGAUCAGAUCUGUGGUCUAUCCAACCCAGAAUUAUGUCUAAACAGGGACACCCUCCCAGAUCCUGAGGGCACUUUGCUGGCAGAAUCUGAAACUCCCGGGAGCAGCAUCCCCGGGAGCCGGCGCUGGGUGCGAUCCUCAGAGGGGGCUCGGGACGGCCCUGCCCAGCGCCCCGGGCCCCCUCCCCCCCUCCCCGCCCCCGCCGGACGCUUCGGCUUUCCCGAGUGGCAAAGUGCAGAGGACAGAAGGGACCCCCGCCCCCUCCCCUGGGCCCCAACCCAGCAGAAGGGCCCCCUGCCCCCUGCCCCUGGCCGGCAGAGGGAACCCCAGCUCCCCCCGCCCCGGUCCGGCAGAGGGGACCCCAGCUCCCGCCGUCCGCCCCCUGUCCCGGGCCGGCAGGACGCUCGCGGGUCCGUGUCCGCGGGCUGCGGCGGCGGCGGGCGCGGGCGGAGUCCUAGGAGCGCAGCGCUUCGCACGGCAUCGGAGGGAGGGCAUCGGAGGGAGGGCACCGGAGGAGGGCAGCGGGCUCCGGGCUCCGGGCUGCGGGUUCCGGGGCUGCGGGGCUCCGAGGCUCCGGAGUUCGGGCAACAGCGGCCCCUGGCGGGGGACCCGGGCCUUCCCCUCCUCGCCCCUCCCCUGCCCCCGCCCCCGCCCCGCCCCGUCCGGUCCGCCCCGUCGGGGCCCGCGGGAUCCCCCAGCCCCCCAGCCCCCCAGCCCGGCCUUAGGACACCAGCGCCUUCGGGACGGGACCGGGAGAAAGUUUGA